Aspergillus novofumigatus IBT 16806 is the source of this 1248-nucleotide messenger RNA. RefSeq names its product zinc-dependent alcohol dehydrogenase family protein. The record is from RefSeq and is a predicted model, not a curated record. The transcript is spliced from 3 exons. NCBI's taxonomy places the organism in Eukaryota, Fungi, Ascomycota, Eurotiomycetes, Eurotiales, Aspergillaceae. Gene Ontology annotation, molecular function: oxidoreductase activity. Bases 131 to 1174 code for a protein of 347 amino acids.
CACCCAUACAUGACAUGAUGAUGAUGAUUGGAAAUCGCCCGCCAUUACUUCAUGUGGAUUUCAAAUCAAAUGGUGUCUUAGCUGCCAGGUUGAGAAAUGACGCGGUACUUUUCACCUAUAUAAGGCUGCCAUGUCUCAAACCGUCAUACGCUUUAACGGUCCCCGCGACUCGGUCCGCAACCUCAAGGCUUUCAAGGAGGAAAUCGCCGAGCCGACCAAAUAUGAAGUCUUGAUAAGGGUACAUGGUGUCUCGUUAAACUACCGUGAUAUUGCCGUUGCCACCUCUCUGUACCCAUUCCCCGUCAAAGAUAAUGUCAUUCCUUGCUCCGAUGCCGCCGGUGUCAUUGUUAAGGUUGGCGAGGGCGUCAAGAAGUUUGCUGUGGGAGACCACGUCAUUGGCACCUUUGAUCUUUCGAACCUCUUUGGUCAGCAGAAGGACUGGAAUAACGGCCAAGGCGGACCUAUUGACGGCGUACUCCGUGAAUACGUUUGCUUACCCGCGGCCUCUGUCGUCCAAAUCCCCAAAGAGUCGCCUCUGAGUUUUUGUGAAUGGUCUACUUUGGUUUGCACCGGUGUGACUGCCUGGAACGCUCUGUACGGAAAUAUUCCUCUCAGGCCAGGCCAGACUGUCUUAUUUCAAGGCACAGGUGGAGUAUCCAUCAGUGGCUUGAUCCUCGCCAAAGCCGCGGGAGCUAGAACCAUCGUGACCUCUUCUAGCGAUGAGAAGCUCGAUUUUGUCAAGCAGAAGUUCGGUGCUGACCUUACCGUCAAUUACAAGAAGCACCCUGAGUGGUCCAAAGAGGUCCUUCGUCUGACGAACGGAGAGGGUGUGGACUACAUUUUUGAAAACGGCGGAUCCGGUACGAUUGGUGAGAGCCUGAAGGCCAUCAAAAUGGGUGGUAAUAUCUCUGUUAUCGGCUUUUUGUCCCCAGCCGAACAGUCAAAAAUGCCUGAUGUCGCUUCCCUGGCUCUUGCCAAGGGUGCCGUCGUGCGUGGUAUCGUCGUUGGAUCCACGCAGCUGCUGGAGGAGGUCACGCGCUUCGUGACAACCAAGGGGCUGCGACUGCCUGUUGACAAAGUCUUUGACUUCAAGGAAGACGCAGUCAUCCAGGCUUAUGAGUAUGUCUCUUCCGGUUCUCAGAUCGGCAGGGUCUGUAUCAAGGUCGCGGAAUAAGUGUUCUGCGGUGAGGGAUUUAAGAGCCUUCGAUAGACAGACGGGGACGCUGAUGUCCUCGACGCAAAGCUUCC